CGUUGACGUAAGCUGACAGCUGUGAGUUUCAUUUAUCUGUGCUCGUGCUACCGGCCGGCGCAGUUUUUCCUCAAAAACAGCACAGAAUGGCUUUUCAGUGUCAAAGAGACUGCUAUAUGAAAGAGUUUGUUACCUCUGUGGUUUCCUGCUGCCCUGCGGAACUAAAACAAGAAGUAAAUGGAAAGAAAGAAACUACCAAAGGCUUCCAUGUCAAGCUCCAAGAUACCAUCUUAUUUCCCGAGGGAGGUGGCCAGCCAGAUGACCAUGGAUUCAUUGGAGAUGUUCCAGUUUUAAGGGUGACAAGACAGGGACCAGACGCCCUGCAUUUUGUGGCCUCCCCUCUGGAGGUGGGCCAGGAGGUUCACGUAAAGGUAGACUGGGAGAGGAGAUUUGAUCACAUGCAGCAACACUCGGGUCAGCAUUUGAUCACAGCUUUGGCAGACACAAUGUUUGGAUAUAAGACCACAUCAUGGGAACUGGGUCGUCAAAGAAGCACCAUUGAGCUGGACACACCCUGCGUGAAACCUGGCCAGCUUCAGGAACUGGAAGAAACUGUAAAUGAGAAGAUCAUGGCUCGCAUUCCUGUCAUGGUUCAGCUUCUCUCUAUAGAUGACCCUGCUGUGGAGAAGGUGAGAAGUCGAGGGCUGCCAGAGGACCACGCAGGGCCCAUUCGGAUCAUUGAUAUAGAGGGCAUCGAUGCCAACAUGUGCUGUGGAACCCAUGUGUCUAACCUCAGUCACUUACAGGUAAUAAAGCUACUGGGAACUGAGAAGGGAAAGAAAAACAAAACCAACCUGAUUUUCCUGGCAGGAAACAGGGUACUUAAAUACGCAGAGAAAAGCUACAACACAGAGCGUUCGCUGGUGUCACUUCUAAAGACGGGACCAGAUGAGCACGUCGAGGCAGUCGACAAGUUGCAGAAGUCUGUUAAGCUGCUGCAGAAAACUAACCUGAGCCUGCUUCGAGAUAUGGCGGUCCUCAUCGCUCAGAGCUUUAAGAAUGAUCCUCACAAAGGCAGCUUCUUCACCUUGCACAAAAAAGAGGGUGACAAUGAGUUUAUGAAUAUCAUUGCCAAUGAAAUAAACACUGAGGAAACGCUGGUUUUCCUGACUGUUGGAGAAGAAAAGGGACCUGGUUUGUUUCUCCUGGCUGGACCCAGUGAACUAGUGACUGAGCUGGGACCACAGAUGUUAGAGUUGCUUCAGGGAAAGGGAGCAGGGAAGAAUGGGCGAUUCCAAGGCAAAGCCAACAGCCUGGCACGGAGAGGAGACGUGGAGGCUUUACUGAAGCAGCGCUGCAAGAAUCCCAGCUCACAGGAAGAAUGAAUUUUCAGGAGAAAGAAUUUUUUUUUUUAUAUAUAUAUUUCCAAAAAGGGAACAUUAAGGUUAGCUUACCUGGCUGCCUUAAAUAUCCAUAAUCUGCAGUAACCUCUAAAUGGUGUAUUAGAUUACAAAUAGAAAAUGUAUAUAAGUUGACAUCUGUCCCAACAUGUGCUGUACAUAUUUGAAUAUUAAA
Molecule: messenger RNA, 1515 nt
Organism: Archocentrus centrarchus (flier cichlid)
Lineage: Eukaryota; Metazoa; Chordata; Actinopteri; Cichliformes; Cichlidae
Gene: aarsd1
Product: alanyl-tRNA synthetase domain containing 1
Exons: 12
Coding region: 87-1325 (412 amino acids)
Biological process (GO): tRNA aminoacylation; regulation of translational fidelity
Molecular function (GO): ATP binding; Ser-tRNA(Ala) deacylase activity; aminoacyl-tRNA ligase activity
Source: RefSeq, a predicted model, not a curated record